This is a messenger RNA of Suillus bovinus, 315 nucleotides long. RefSeq lists its product as uncharacterized. The transcript is spliced from 2 exons. The record is from RefSeq and is a predicted model, not a curated record. Bases 1 to 315 code for a protein of 104 amino acids. NCBI's taxonomy places the organism in Eukaryota, Fungi, Basidiomycota, Agaricomycetes, Boletales, Suillaceae.
AUGCCUGAAUUAUAUCCUUCUCCUGCAUCCACUUCUGACAAUGAGAAUUCCCUCAAUGAGUACCAGCCCCUCACUCUCACUCCUGCAGACAUUUCAGCUACUAUGUCGAUGUCUGCAUCGUGCAUCCGCGCAUCCAUCUCCCAAUAUCAGGCGGAGGCUCCAAACAACAAUCUUCCCCCUUUGGCUCGGAUCAGGCACUUCAAAGCCAGGCUGCAAUGGGAGAUCACUACUUUUGUCACUCCCAUCCUCCAGUACUCAGCUGCCAGGAACAUCAUUUCGGUCGUUCCCAGCCUAUUGCUCAUAUUCUUCAUUUGA